ACGGCUCAACUGAAGGACUAAGUGAGUGAGACACACGGAGAUCAAGAGGAGUAGACAGUACACAGAAAGGACAUGUGACAGUGAAUACUUUUCAGGAACUCGGUGAAAACUACUUUGUAUGGGUGGCAGGAAACAAAAAAACAACCUGUGGAGAUUGGUAGUACAACCCCCCCCCCCCAGGAAGCCUCAAUGUGAGCGCAGGGAUGAACAACUCCUCCUCAGACAGCAGGGAGGGUUACAGCGAGGCAACAAUGGUCCUGCUGGGCAUGGUCAUGUCCUUGCUCGUCUUGUGCAUCGUCUUCGGAAACAUCCUGGUCAUAACGGCGAUCGCCCGCUUCCAGCGUCUCCAGAAUGUCACCAACUGCUUCAUCACGUCCUUGGCCUGCGCCGACCUGGUCAUGGGUCUCAUCGUGAUCCCGUUCGGCGCCUGUUACAUCAUCUUUAAGACCUGGCACUUUGGAAGUUUCUGGUGCGAGUUCUGGACGGCGACCGAUGUGCUCUGUGUGACCGCGAGCAUCGAGACCCUGUGCGUCAUAGCCAUAGAUCGAUAUCUGGCCAUCACGUCUCCCUUCAGAUACCAGUCCAUGCUGACCAAGUGCAGGGCUCGCAUCGUGGUCGUCCUGCUGUGGGUGAUCGCCGCCUUGAUAUCGUUCCUGCCCAUACACAUGAAGUGGUGGAUAUCGGAUGAUAAAGAAGCCAAGGACUGCAUGAACAACAGUACCUGCUGUGAGUUCAACACCAACAUGGCAUACGCGAUCACCUCCUCCAUCGUCUCCUUCUACAUCCCGCUGGUCAUCAUGGUGUUUGUCUACAGCCGGGUUUUCCAGGAGGCUAAACGGCAGCUUAAGAAGAUUGACCAAAGUGUUGGACGCUUUCACAACAGCGGUGACAACAGCAACCUCAAAUCUAUCGAGGCUAACAACGGACGCGGCCAGAAGAAGGCCAAGUUUUGCUUGCGGGAACACAAAGCUCUAAAGACCUUAGGCAUCAUCAUGGGGAUCUUUACUCUGUGCUGGCUGCCUUUCUUCCUCUUCAACGUGAUGGUGGCCAUAUGGAAGGAGCUGCACCACGACCUCACCUUCAGGAUACUCAACUGGAUAGGUUACGCCAACUCGGCCUUCAACCCACUCAUUUACUGCCGGAGUCCUGAGUUCAGAUACGCCUUCAAAGAAAUCCUCUGCAUGAAGAGGAGCCACCUCAGUCACUCGGGGCCUGUGAACGGCUACGUAUACAGCAGGCACAGCUGGCAAAGCGAGCAGCAGGGGAGGAGUAAGGGCAGCUCGGAGGACAUUGACGCCAAUGAAGGGUGUCUGGGGAAGGGGGCGGGGGUCUGCAGUGCUGUGGACAGAUCAGUGGACCCCAAUGGGAACUGCAGCAAAGGCUUAUCCACAAUAACAACUGCCCUUUAGAAACUUGGCACGCUGAGAGUUGGGCAACCCAGACAUGUUUACACUGCUAUCAAAAACUCUUUUUUUCCAAUUGAGUAAUGUGGGUAGAGCCAGUCUGACUGACUGGUGGAAUCUCUACAAACUGCUUUGAAGACGCUCAGCUGAGGGAAGUAUUUCUCUUUAUCUUUGACACAAGGACUAAACACUGUAGGUAGAUCACUUUUUUUUUGUGACAUUUCUUUUUGUGAGUAAUUUCCAUCUACCUCAUUACUUCCUGUUGUUUCACAUUUGUUUCUUAACUGUCUAAACAAGUUGGCGUUUACUCUCUGGCCCCAGGGAAGUAUUGAAGCUGUUUAUUAACUCUACUAACUGUCUGUGCAUUAUGUCACCGUUGAUCUUUCUGAAUUCCCUGGCACAAUUUUGUUUUUAGCUCAGAGUCUUUGGCAAAAUAUCACACAGCUGGCUUAAAAACAUCUUUUGAAACUCAAAUAAAACGCUGUUGGAGGCUUUACAGUAAAUUAUAUUCAGGCAUGCCAAGCAAGCAUGGAUACUGAGUUCUUUCAGAAAAUGAGGAGAUUGGAUCUGAGUGUCUUUUUGGUGCUUUGUUAAAAAGUAAUACAUUCCAAAUUAACCAAAGUUAUAAUUUGGCUUUUUUUUUGUUUCCCCUUUUUUCUGAUGGAUUGCCUCGGUGUCAAAGAUGAUUUACAACAGGUUUAACCGAACCUGUCUCGCUUCUUUUUUCUCUCUCUGUCAGCCUGUCGCCUUACUGCUCAGAAAUGCUGUGAGGCCCUGUCCCCCUGUGCUUUUACAGCCAGUUUCAGGGAGUUUCUAAAUACUAGAGAUAUAAAAUUAUCUUUAUCUCCCUGCUGCAUGCUGAGUAACGCCUGAGGCCAUCCAAUUUAGGUUGUAUGAAAAGCUGGCAAGUUUGUACAUGUUGUAAUAGCCAGUUUCUAUUAUCAGCCCUGAAUAUAUUUAAUAUAUUUAAGUGCAGAGCAGAUGGAGUUAUUGAUAAUUGGCUUAAACUUUGGUAUUGACCUUCAAAGCUUACAGCUGAUUACAUUCAAAUAUACAUUUUUGCUACUGUACAGUCAAUCUUCAUUCCACAGGGUGAUUUGUGUGACAUGUAAAACAGUUGUUGGUACUUUUUAAAAAUAUUUUGUAAGUGUAAGGUUUUUCUAUCUUGCCCUCAACGUUUCUGUCAGAGGCAACAAGUUGUUAUACAAGCCUUGUUUAUUUACCCGGUUUUUGUGGUUGCUGUGUGUCAGUGUUUACUGAAACCAGAGACGCCGUUUCCUUAGCCAUGGCACAAGCGGUACAAACCACCCACAGUAAUAAACAGGGCGUUUUAAUAACCGAGUGAUAACAUAGUUCCAGACUCGGGAACUUGUUGGUGGCGACUUCUCAGGCCUAUAAACUGAGAUGAGAAAAACCAUCCUCAGCUGCACCUUUGUUGGCGCUCCUUGACAUUUCCCAGAGUCUCCUCACUGUAAACAUAGAUGUGUAUCUUUAUGAAAUCUCUCCAAGUCUCCUCACUGUAAACCAAUAUCUGUAUCUGUAUGAAAUCAGUCUAACAUUAGGAUUAGUUAUGAGUCCACUGAGCAGGCUCUCAGCUGUGACAGUUUUUUUUUUUUCUCACUCAUCUUCUGCUGCCUGCUUCAGAUGCUGCUUUGUGUGUAGCCUCAGCAAAUGCAACACAUCCAGCUGAACAAGACCCAAUAAACACAAAUCAAUCCACCGUUAAGCUGUAGAAUUCGAUAAACCCCUGAUCAAAGACAGCAGACAAUUAGAAAGUAUACAUUUCUAAAUUCUAAGUUUUAAAUCUAAAGGGGCCAACCUGAAAUUAACGUAAGGUUCAUCUUUUGACUAAUGGACAGUUUGCUCUCAGCAUGCAGGGCUUGAAUGGGGAAAAGUCACCCACAUGUAUCACACUAAACGGCUUGCUGGAUCAUUAUGCUCAAUAGCAGCAUUAAAGAUGCUCUGCAGACGUAACCACAUCUCAACAGAUUUGGCGUUCCCUCGUGUUUCUGAUCAAAGUGACAGCAUGCUAAAUGUGGCUCCUGAAGGCAGACGGGGAGGGGGUGACAUGGAUUCUGUGCCCGUCUAAAUCGGUAUUAGUGACCUGUGUUUUAGUGCAUGUAACUUCGCCUCUGGAGUUCAGUCAGCAGACUCUGUCAAAACUGUGAACUUUGUUCCCUCAGAGGAACCUCAAUGUGCUGUACUGUAUGUGUGGGUUUGUUCUGUGCUGUUGUCAAAGGCCUUAGGAGUAGACGUAACCACAGUGUCAUCCUACGUCAAUGUUUGCCAUGUGAAAAACAAGCUCUUCACGAUGGUGAUCUUUCUUUCUGUUUUUUCUUGUUCAUGGAUUUACAGCAGUGUAAAUCCAGGGGUUGAAUGUCAUUACAAAUGUUCUCCAGGGAAUUUAUUUUUCAGCACUUUUAAUCAAAACAAGCAAAAAGCACAAAACAGAUAAAGAUUCAAGAUUUCAAUAUAUGACCAUUUUUUAACUGAAUCCAAGCAGUGACUUUGAAUUAAUGAGACAAUGCUUGAUGGAUAAAAAGGGGCCAGAAUUCAACUCAUCUGUCUAGGGUUAGGGUUAGUAAUUGUUUGCAUGUCUUCUAGCUGUUUGUGGUUGAUGUGCUUGUGGCAUGUGGUGCCAUUUCCUUUUCAUAGUGAGCUCUUUACGUCCAAGUGGAGCAGGUUGUGAGCUAUACAUCCACACUGCUCCCUCCUGGCAGUGGCCUCUCCCUGCACCGUAGCUGCCUCUGAGUCAUGACCUCUUUCAUGAUACACCUUGAAAGAAUGAGAUUUAUGUCUUCACGCUAUAGGGACAGUUGAAAUGUUUAGCUGACACGACUACAUUCCAGGCUCAGCUGAGGGUUUGGGACCAUACAUCACAUCUGCUGAUGCAUUAAAUGAACAUUCAGUUCCCUGGACAGACGUUCGACUAAGGUUACCAAUCAAAGUAAAGCACUUUCAUUCGAUUUCAUUGACUAUAAAUAAUUUAUACCUUGAUGAAGAGUUUUUCCUCUUCAGAUGUGCCAUAAUAUUGUUACAGAAGUUCCAUUUCCUGUUUGCAACUAAAAAAACGAGAAACAUGAAUGUGAGCACAGAUGUUGUUGAAGGUUCUGAACAACUGAUGCAUGUGUAUGUGCUAAAUACUGAUUCAUGGUUCAUACAUCUAUGUGAGGCUGUAUUUUAUUGCCAGAGUGAAAACCUGAAUGUUUACUAAAUGUCUGCCAGCUAUUUUUCGCACAACUUUUUGUCACUGUUAAAGUAAUGCCUGUUACAAAAUGUGGUGUCUUGUGGUAUUUAUGACAUGAAGCAAGUGAAUGUGCUGUAAGAUUUGUACUGAAAUAAAUGAUGUACAUGCUGCA
This is a messenger RNA of Labrus bergylta (ballan wrasse), 4762 nucleotides long. It is a transcript of the gene adrb2a, whose product is annotated as adrenoceptor beta 2, surface a. Gene Ontology annotation, cellular component: plasma membrane. Gene Ontology annotation, molecular function: beta2-adrenergic receptor activity; norepinephrine binding. NCBI's taxonomy places the organism in Eukaryota, Metazoa, Chordata, Actinopteri, Labriformes, Labridae. The record is from RefSeq and is a predicted model, not a curated record. Gene Ontology annotation, biological process: adenylate cyclase-activating adrenergic receptor signaling pathway; negative regulation of smooth muscle contraction; norepinephrine-epinephrine-mediated vasodilation involved in regulation of systemic arterial blood pressure.